GCAGUUUGAAAAGUGCUCGUGUAUCCAUUUUGGUGUUGAGUCUGAAUUUUGGACCCUUCUCCAAAUUUACGAGAACCCAUCUGCUUCACCUUGUCAUCUUGCUGCGACUGUGGAGCCUAGUAUCCAGAUACAGUCCGCGAUGCCGGUGAAGCAGGAUAGUGUAGCAGCGCCGGCGGGACUGUCGUUCUCACUGAAAUCAACAUAUUUGGAAGGAGCGUUGCACAGCACAGCAGCCACGAACGCAUUUUAUCCUGUUUGAAUCGUACGUGACCUGUGGAGGAUCCAGGGCUUGCACCGUGGCGGCUUUAGUCCGCAGAAGCGCCUACCGCAUCGACCAGCUGUGCCUCGGUCCGUCAGUUUCUCUUGUCCGCUGUUACUCAGAGCCACCGUGUUUUGUGCAGACCGGGCAAACGACGCUGAAUGGAUUCAUUUGACAUCAUCGGUGCUAACUGCACUGAAUAGACAGAGAAGCGUUGAACGCUGUUAGCUUCAUUGUCAAAAUGGCAGCAUGUGGGCGGUUGGCACCGCUUGUUCUCCUCUUCCUCGUCGCAUAUUUCCCACUGUUGUGCAGUUUCGCUCGCCCUGUCGAUUCCGAAGAUGGCGUAGAUUCAGAUAACCAAACUCUAACGAACACCGACUUCGAGCUUGAAAACGAUUCUAUGGAAAACCAGACAAGCGAUGACGCCUUCGAUGAUAUCACGGAACAGAGGCUGGAUAACGACGUUGAAAAUGCUUCCUUUGCACAGCUCGCAACCCAAAAGAGCAACGCUGCUGCGGGACAAAAACUGUUCGCGGCACUGGAGAAUGCCAUGAAAGAUCAGAAUGCCGCAAGGACGCAACAGCAAAAAGGGCAGGACAUGUUUUUUGCGGCGAAGAAAGCCGUCGACACUGGCGAUGACAGUGCCUUGCAGUGCGUGAUAUUCAAGCCGAAGCGAAAGUGGUCUCAGCUCCUGAAGAGCUUCUGCAAGAGCUACAGGAAGCAGGAGCAGCUUUUUUCAACCUGUCAAAAGCUUGCAAAGGUCGUAGAGAAGACGCUCCUCGAACAGUGUGGAGACGGUUCCUUUUACGAUUGCAGACGAAAACUCGGCUUCGUUAUCAGCAACCCCGUGUUCGUCCACAUCAAAGAUGAUGGAGCUCUCAACCUUCAUCCUAAAGACGAGUAUUUCGACUUCGUCAUCCAUGUGGUUAAAGACUACAACGAUUGGAACACGGCCCGUGUUAUGGGCGAUUCCUGCUUCUACGACACUAUGGCCCAAUGCAACUCUCGACAGAACCAGGAGAUGAUGAAGCGCAUUAAGAAAGAAAAGAACGCGACCUUGAGGCACGACGAAGAGAAUGUUGGGGCCCGGCUGCAAGCUCUGCGGAACGUCCUGAACGUCACGAAAACCGCUCGCGUGGAUCCGCAGCUCUUGGCGCUGGUCCUCCAGCUCCUCGAUACAAGCCAUUGCUCCACAGGGCUUCUAGGCCGUUUGAAGAAAUCCAAGAAGCAGAGAAACGAGUGGAAAUACCAACUUGUCCAGACCAUGGUGUACUGGUUCACCGUGAAUCCCACGAAAUGCGAGGAGAUCUUGGCGGGAGAUCCGGGCAAUCCCCCUGACUCGUGGGCACUGAAGUGCCAAGCGUUUGUGUACUCGAUUAAACAGAAGAAGGCCAUUAUGCCUCUCGUCCGCGCUAUGGCAGAGAACGAUUCAGUCAAAAGCACCGCUCUGGCCGGCUCCUUGCGAAGUGACAUUGAAAAAACGGUGAUCGCUGCAGAAGAGGUGAUCCUGUUAAAUGCAAAGACUGCCAUGGACGCUCGCGGCGCUGCUCUGUUCUUGGUCCAGAAGCGGCGGACUUCCCUGGCGCUAUUGGAGUUCUUUUCCCGGUCGGCUUUGCUGAGGAAAAUACUAUCAUUCAUCGUGGGCAAAAUGAUCACUUUUCUUCUGCCUGAACCAGCGAAGCUCGCGAUUGUUGGCAGCAUUUCGCGUUCACUGAAGAGCGGAACACAGAGUGGGAGACCUGAGGGUCUGAUGGAGAAGGCGGUUGUGGACAUGAUGGCAUGUGGCCACGAGGCUGUCAUUUUGUGCAUGACCCACCGUCCAAAUCUCGCGCGAACAGCGGUCCGCGCCUUUCUGAACGUUGCGGAGACUGUUUCCAAAAAAAAAGACAAAAAGGCGGAAGCAGAAAGUUCGACCUCUCUUAUUCAACUCAGCAACACUGUAGGCUCUCCAUCCCCCAGCAAUUCUUCUCCUCAGGAUUACGGUGGCGACAUUGACGAUUUCGUCGAAGUGGAACUGUCACCGACCGAGGAACAACUGACUCCGCUCGCGCAGCAGUUUGCGGAUUACAUGGAGGGUCAUCAGGUUAAUCUUUUCCGCGGGUCGUGGGACGAGGGAGACACUCAUCGUUCAGCAUUUGACAAGUUCCGGACUUUGACAGGCGUUCCUCGAACGAGGAAAGCGUACAAGAAGGCUCUUGUCCUUUGCGCCUGGGGGCUGGGGCUGGUCACCUUCGCUCUCGGGAUUGCGGCCGUCACCAUGUUUUCACCUGGGCACUUGUUUGCGUAUCUGGGAGCACUUUCGUUGUCCGUCGGUCUCGCGAUCCUGGUGCUCAUUCCCCUCAUCAACUACGGUAUUCUCUGGUCGAGGGAAUACAAUCGAAUUGCCUUCAUGGGCGGGAAGGAACUUCAGCGAUCGCCUAAAAAGCGUGUUUUGAAACAGGAACGAGGCUACGCUCCUCCGGACAGUCGCCUGUCGGAUCUGUUUGACACGCAAGCCGCGCUGGAACAUCAAGCUCAAGUGAACCCGAUGUUCGAUGGCAACGAAGAUGAAACUUAAGGCUCCAGAUGAGUUCUCGAUUACUGUCCAGGGUGGCUCGACAACUCCGAAAGAGUUUGUUGCUUUUCUCGCAGAUGGAAAGUGCCAUUGUGAUCCUGUCAGUGGCGGGCACUGUUAAUAAUGUGCGAGGUUCUCCAGACUCAGCCGUGCUAAGUUUUCUCAACCCUGCAAAUCAGUUACAGUGUUCCGUGUAUGCUCAACGGCGCCCAGGGUACAUCUACAAGGCGUGGCCGCACAAUAUGUUUUAUGAAAACUAGUCGACAGGAAGGGACUUGUCCUAUGAUGUGUUUGGUGUUGUGGUCAUUGGUGAAGCUUCCGCAGUGUCCUUGCGAGGCAUGGCCAGAGUCCGAAAGAUCCGAAACUGGCAAAAAUGAUGAUAUCCUCUACAACUAGCGUGUCAUCUGCAAGCUACCGUCGGCUCAGGCAGGCAUACGCCAGCAAUUGAACUCUGUCUCGCCUACAGCAGAAGUGCUGGUGCCGGUGUGCUUCUAGGUCGUGUCUGUAAUGGUCAAAAAGCGGACGGCACCCAUGAUUACUCCGUUAUUGUUUCGACCAGGAUCACUCUUUAUCAUCUGAAACUCGACGAGCUGAACUCCUGGGACUGACCUUGAAGCCUCAUUUACCCAGCCCAAGUUCAUUUGCGUUAGACAAGCACACCUCAGAUGAUCAUUGUCGAAAUAGAACCAGC
Messenger RNA from Toxoplasma gondii ME49, 3504 nucleotides. RefSeq lists its product as hypothetical. The transcript is spliced from 8 exons. Bases 501 to 2816 code for a protein of 771 amino acids. Lineage: Eukaryota; Apicomplexa; Conoidasida; Eucoccidiorida; Sarcocystidae. The record is from RefSeq and is a predicted model, not a curated record.